Messenger RNA from Dentiscutata erythropus, 133 nucleotides. The record is from the annotation of a GenBank genome assembly. NCBI's taxonomy places the organism in Eukaryota, Fungi, Glomeromycota, Glomeromycetes, Diversisporales, Gigasporaceae.
AUGUCUGAUACUACUAUGACCCAAUCCGAGCUUUCAGAGAAUUUGGACGGCCUUGCCCUUUUUCAGCCAAAGGCUGAAAAAAAUAAAAUAAAAGGACAAGUAAUUCGUUACUCUGGUGAAAAUUACUUGACGG